Klebsormidium nitens is the source of this 1272-nucleotide messenger RNA. The record is from the annotation of a GenBank genome assembly. Lineage: Eukaryota; Viridiplantae; Streptophyta; Klebsormidiophyceae; Klebsormidiales; Klebsormidiaceae.
CUAAGUUCUAGCUUUCCUCUUCGUGAGACGCCCUGCUAAAGCGCCGACCAUGGCGGUUCCUACUAUAACUUUCUCUAAUGGAAAAGCGAUUCCUGCCGUAGGGCUAGGGGUCUGGCGGGCGGAGAAGGACGUACUGGCCUCGACUAUCGCGGCCGCCAUCGACGCGGGCUACCGCCACUUUGACUGCGCAGCUGACUACGGCAAUGAGGCGGAGGUUGGGGCAGCGCUGGCUGGGGCCAUUGAGAGCGGGCGGGUCACCCGCGAGGAGCUGUUCAUCACCACCAAGCUAUGGAACUCGGACCACGGCCACGUGGCGGAGGCGCUGGAGCAGAGCCUGAAGAACCUGCGCCUUACUUACGUGGACCUGUACCUCGUACACUUCCCCAUCGCCACCAAGCACACGGGCAUUGGGGUGGGCGGCAUCGAGAAGGACGGCAACGGCGUGAUGAUCCUGGACACGAGCGUCAGCCUGGAGCAGACGUGGCGGCACAUGGAGGCCGCUGUGGACGCGGGCAAGGCGCGCAGCAUCGGAGUCAGCAACUACGACGUCUUUCUGGUGCGCGACCUGCUGAGCUACGCGCGCAUCCCGCCCGCCACGAACCAGAUCGAGACGCACCCCUACUUCCAGCGCGACUCGCUGGUGCGCCUCUGCCUCGCGCACGGCAUCGCCGUCACCGCGCACACGCCCCUCGGCGGCGGCCAGGCCAACGCGGACCUCUUCGGCUCCGCGUCCCCUCUGGACGACCCGGCCAUCCUGGAGUUGGCCAGGAAGUACAACAAGACCCCUGCCCAGAUCGUCCUCAGAUGGGGUCUGGAACGACAGACGAUUGUCAUCCCCAAGAGCACCAAGCCCGACCGAAUCAAGGAGAACAUUGACAGUGUGGACUUCAGCCUGACGCCAGAAGACAUGGCGCGCAUCAAGAAGAUUGACCGGAACAAGCGGAGCAAUGACCCCCAGGGAGCCUGGGGCAUCGACAUCUACGCAUAGAAGCAGAUAUUGGCAAUGAUAAGAGCAGAGAUGUCCUAAACAAUGAUGGACGAAAGAUGAGCUCAAUCUCAACAACUACCUCUUCGACAGGGCAUUUGAGUUGAGUGGUGUUUGGACACUUUGACCUUCUCAACCUUGACAGUUCGAGUUGUGGUCACGUUGACGGUCGGAUUAGUCUCGGGUCCCCCAACUCGGGAUGCCAGCGAUCGACGAUGCCAGCCCGGGCCACUGUGGAUCAACGGCAGCCAGAUCCUACUUUAUAUACAUAAUCAGCUGAUUCCGAC